Molecule: messenger RNA, 828 nt
Organism: Arctia plantaginis
Lineage: Eukaryota; Metazoa; Arthropoda; Insecta; Lepidoptera; Erebidae
Source: the annotation of a GenBank genome assembly
AUGAAUUUUAAUUUGGGAUUCAUUGGUGGCGGAAAUAUGUCUACAGCUAUAUUUAAUGGAAUAAUAAAAAGCAAUGUACAUCCUCCUUCAAAAAUUUGGGUGUCAGGCCCACAUAUUGAACAUCUUAAAUAUUGGACUGAAAAUGGAGCUACUGCAACAAUUGAAAAUGGUGUUGUAUUUGAUAAUUGUGAAAUAAUCUUCCUAGGAGUUAAACCCGACAAAUUGGAUACAGCUCUGAAAACUAUAAAUAAGACAGCUAAAAAUCUGACAAAGAAAGUCUUGUUCGUGUCCAUGCUAGCUGGAAAGAGUAUUGACACAAUCCAAAAGGCCAUCACUUGUUAUCUCAGCAGUGCUAGCAUUAGUGUAGUGCGCAUUAUGCCCAAUACUCCAAUGGCUGUUGGUGCAGGGAUAUGUAUAUACACACCAGAUUCGACAGUAUCUGACACUGAAUGUCACAUAAUAGAGACACUUCUUGGCAGUUCUGCUCUGUGUGAAAAAGUGCCUGAAAAUUUGAUGGGAUCUCUGGGUGCACUGAUAGGUUGUGGUCCAGCUUUUAUGUACUUAGUGAUUGAGGCACUAGCAGAUGGAGCCGUGAAACAAGGUGCGCCAAGAGCAUUGGCGCUACGCCAUGCUGCUCAGAUGGUUGCUGGUAGUGGUCAGAUGGUACUGAAGUCAGGCAAACAUCCUGGCUUAUUGAAGGAUGAAGUUUGUUCUCCUGGUGGAUCAACGAUUUGUGGCAUCAGUGCUCUCGAAAAUGGAUCUCUUAGAGCGACGAUGAUAAACGCUGUUGAAGCAGCGACACACAGGACUAAGGAGCUCGGAAAGUAA